Pecten maximus is the source of this 1545-nucleotide messenger RNA. RefSeq names its product zinc finger protein 862-like. The transcript is spliced from 3 exons. Lineage: Eukaryota; Metazoa; Mollusca; Bivalvia; Pectinida; Pectinidae. The coding region runs from base 1 to 1545 and encodes 514 amino acids. The record is from RefSeq and is a predicted model, not a curated record.
AUGAAAUAUGAAGAAAAACGAGAACGUAAAUUCCAAGAAAAAUGGCAAAAUGAAUUUCCGUGGGUCGAAUUAGACACAACAGGACAGUUGAUGACCUGCAAGGUAUGCAAGGCAUAUCCUGAGCUAAGUGAUCGCGAGAGUGCUUUUGUCAAGGGUUGUUGUAACAUGAGGAAAGACACGUUAACUGCACAUGAUCAGAAUAAAAAACACAAAUUUUGCAUUGACAGAUCAAUAUCUGACAAACGAGAAUUGUGCAGUUUACAGGCAAAGAAUGGUGUUGACAUGGGAUCCAUGUACAGAAAUGACAAGGGCUGUAAGACAUUUAUAGAACACAUUGCUAAUUCUGAAAUUGAAAAAAUCAAGAAAGAUGUCAUGGAAAGUCGUUAUUUUUCUGUGUUAUCUGAUGGUUCUACGGACAGUUCCAUUACAGAACAGGAGGCUGUCUACAUCCGGUACAUUGGACCUGAAGGGAAGCCCCAAACAGAAUGUUGUGACAUAGUCUCAUUGGAAACUGCUGAUGCAUCAGGUGUACUUCAAGAUAUUGACAGAGCUUUAGAAACAAUCGGCAUCGAUGAAAAUGCAUUCAAAUCAAAGCUUGUGGGAUGUAAUUUUGAUGGUGCAGCAGUCAUGAUGGGAAAAAAAGGGGGAGUUGCCGCAAAAGUGAAAGAAAGAGUACCACAUGCUGUGGCUAUACAUUGUGUGGCUCAUAACCUUGAGCUGGCUGUGCUUGAAUCUGUUAAAACUGUUCCAUAUCUUUCAAAGUUUGAUACAACUGUAAAGAACAUCUUUCUGUUCUAUUACUACUCUCCUAAGAAAAGAAGGGAACUGAGAGCUAUAUCAGACCUGCUGGAUGAAAAUGCUGCUUAUUUUAGUGGAAUGAAGCAGGUACGGUGGUUGGCAAGUCGACACAGGGCACUGAAGGCAAUAGAAAAACACUACGCAGUGACCGUCAUCCACCUGGAAAACACUGCUUCUGGAAAGACUGCUGAUGCAGCAAAAGCAAAGGGUAUAUUGAAUGAUUUCAAGUCACAUAAGUUUGUGAAAUUCCUACACUUCAUGAUUGAUGUCACCAAUAUCUUGUCAAUGCUAAGUCAGGGCUAUCAGCGAGAUGACCUUUUCAUCACUGAUGUUGUACGCAACUUGGAGAAGGCAAUGUGGCAAUUGAAGGAAUUACAACAGAACAAAGGAGAAAUGGGGAGAAAGUUUGAGGAGCACUUUAACACAGAGUUAAAGACAUUCAGCUGUGGGAAGGAAAGCACCCAAACUGUGAAGCUUGAUGCAUGCCCUGCAAACUCUACUAGCUCUGACAAGCAACAAUCAUCAUUCCUUGAGGCAGUUGUUGAGUACAUGGACAAGCGAUUCACUGUGUUACAACACCCUGCUUUCAGUGAUGUUACAGUGUCAUUAUUUAAUGACAUUUGGGUAUUAUUUAGAUUUAUCCGUUUUUGUACUACUGUGCAUGUACAGGCUCCGUAUUUAUCAUAUGUAUAUGUGUACGCAGUUGUACCGUAUGCUAUUUAUAUAUAUAUAUGUAAACCUGUUUAA